This is a messenger RNA of Cuscuta campestris, 1704 nucleotides long. The record is from the annotation of a GenBank genome assembly. Lineage: Eukaryota; Viridiplantae; Streptophyta; Magnoliopsida; Solanales; Convolvulaceae.
CACCAAAUCCAUAAAGCUAAUAUAUAUACAUAAGUAUAUAUAAACAUUUAAAAUCAACCCAACAACAUGUAUAUGUUAAUCAAAGGUGUUUGAAAGACUUAAAGAAGUAUUUUAGACACUCAAAAUAUCAAGAGAAAGAUUCGCAGACCCAAACGGUCGAUGCAAACGGUCGCUUGUCAUAUUAAACUUUGAAACGGACCACGACUGUCAACAAAAACGGUCGACCGCCGUCGGCGAACGGUCGACCGUCGCCAACCCAGUAGAACGCCGCCUCACUCAGGCCGUCAACAAUGGUCAACCGCCGGUCAAACACGGUCGACCGUCACAGUACACCGGAAUCCGACGAAUUGAAUCAAAGCACGGUCGACCGCCGUGCUAAACGGUCGACCGUUCCGAGCCCAGUUACAAGUAGGGUGGCUAUAGCAACUCUGCCAGAGGCAUGGCAGGGGUCUACUCGUGGGCCCCUUGAUCUUGACUUCAGUCAGCUUCCUUUGUCCUGGUCUGGUCUGCCGUUACCCAAGGUUGGGACCGAGCGUACGACCCGUCUUCGAAAGUCUCUUGGCGGAAGGCCGGCCAGGGGUGGUCCGAGGAUGACCAAACCCGCCGAGGCCGAGCGCGUACCGCUGCCGGGGUGGCCUUCCUAGUCCUUUGUUUAUUCUUGCUUUGGUCUCGCAAAGUGGGCCUUAGCAAAGUUGGGCUGUGCCGCUUUUUUGUUGGACUGGAUACCACCAUUCCUGGGUAUCCAUCAAAUACUUAUAAUAAAUAAUCAAAUAUUUGAAAUAUUGAUAGAAUUGUAGAGAGAAGAUAGUGGGAGAUGUGUGAUAGAUAUGUUUGUUUUGAGAAAAUUUAUAAGUUUUUUAAUUUAUAUUUUUUUGUUUAACGGCUAAAAUAGCCGUUUUUGGCAGUUGGGAGAGGGGAGCGUCACGUUAAAGCCACCACAUUCACCUAUACCUGUUCAUAGGGGUGUGCACCGGUCUAAAACUGGACCGGACAGUACUGGAACCGGAAUUCUCUAUUUGCAAGGCUUGAAAACCAGACCUGUUAGAUAUUGGUCUGGACCGGAUAAUUCCGGGUUAAGACCGGACCGGACCGGAAUCCUGAAUUCUAAAUUUUGGUGGACCGAAGACCGGACCUGAAACUUCCGAACCGGUCCAUUCCGGUCCGGUACAGAUCUAAGUUCCGGUCUGGACCUGUUAAUGCACAGCCCUACCUGUUCACAAUUAGGUUCAGAUCGAAAAAAUUAACUGAACCGGACCAUUAGGUCUAGAUUGAACCAGGACUUAAUGGGUUUCAAGUCGAUCUUCUGUCUAGAAAAUUUAAGUGUUUGAGUUUCGAUCAAGCGAGUCCAAACCCAAAAUGAUUCAAAUCCAGACCGAAUGGACCUAAUAAUUCUAUUGCACCUAGAAUACCUAAACACUAAAAUUCUACCUUUUGAUAAUAUUUAAUAAAUAUAAUAUUCCUUUAAAAAUAUAUUGACUACUUAACAUAAAAUUAAUAAAGAUUUCUCUUAAUCUAUAAUAAAUAGACAUGGCAAAAAUGACACUAUCUGUUUUUGACCCGAAACUACCAGAAUUGAAAACACUGGGUUUUAAACAAAGGUUUUGAUGACCGAAUCCAAAAUAACCUACUAAAAAUGGGUUAAACCCGACCGAAUUCGAACCCGACCUGACCGACCCACUAAAGUAAGAAAUUUUCAAAAUCAUG